Messenger RNA from Indicator indicator, 6735 nucleotides. It is a transcript of the gene NFATC3, whose product is annotated as nuclear factor of activated T cells 3. Gene Ontology annotation, cellular component: transcription regulator complex. The record is from RefSeq and is a predicted model, not a curated record. The transcript is spliced from 11 exons. Gene Ontology annotation, biological process: cytokine production; calcineurin-NFAT signaling cascade; regulation of transcription by RNA polymerase II. NCBI's taxonomy places the organism in Eukaryota, Metazoa, Chordata, Aves, Piciformes, Indicatoridae. The coding region runs from base 1 to 3372 and encodes 1123 amino acids. Gene Ontology annotation, molecular function: RNA polymerase II cis-regulatory region sequence-specific DNA binding; DNA-binding transcription factor activity, RNA polymerase II-specific; transcription factor binding.
AUGACUACGGCAAACUGCGGCGCCACCGACGAGUUCGACUUCAGGCUGAUAUUCGGGGAGGACGGGCAGCCCGGCCCCGGGCCGCCGCUGGGGCCUGCAGAUCUCGAGUCAGAUGAUUGUGCGUCAAUAUACAUCUUUAAUGUAGACCAACCAUCAUCAUCUGUAAAUCAGCCAAUUUGUAUUCCUCGCCAUGGACUACAGGCUCAUUCCUCUCCUCUGUCACCACCUACGAGACUUCAGAGUCAUAAGAACUAUGAAGGAACUUGUGAGGUACCAGAAUCCAAAUACAGUCCACUAGGUGGACCCAAACCCUUUGAGUGCCCUAGUAUUCAAAUUACAUCAAUUUCACCUAACUGUCACCACGGGAUUGAAGCCAGUGAAGAUGAAUUGCACACAAAUGGCACAGAAAAUGAGUAUAUGGAAAGGCCUUCACGGGACCACCUCUAUCUUCCUCUUGAGCCGUCAUACAGGGAAUCAUCCCUUAGUCCAAGCCCUGCCAGCAGCAUUUCGUCCAGAAGUUGGUUUUCAGAUGCUUCCUCUUGUGAAUCCAUUUCCCAUGUUUAUGAUGAUGUAGACUCAGAGUUAAAUGAAGCAGCUGCUCGAUUUACCCUUGGCUCUCCUUUGGCAUCUCCUGGUGGUUCUCCGAGAGGUCCCAGCGAUGAAUCUUGGCAGCAGCCUUAUGGAUUUGGGCACGCCUUGUCACCUAGACAGUCUCCCUGUCAUUCUCCUAGAACUAGUAUUACAGAUGAAAAUUGGCUAAGCCCUAGACCAACAUCAAGACCUUCAUCAAGACCUACAUCCCCCUGUGGGAAACGACGACACUCCAGUGCUGAGAUUUGCUAUGCUGGUUCUCUCUCUCCUCACCAUUCUCCAACUCCAUCACCUGGCCAUUCUCCCAGAGGAAGCAUAACAGAAGACACAUGGCUAAACACUUCCAUCCAUAAUGUACAAGGCCUUAAUUCUGGCCUUUCACCAUUUCAGUGUUGUACAGAGACUGAUAUUCCACUAAAAACAAGAAAGACCUCAGAAGAUCAGACUGCCACUUUAUCUGGAAAACUAGAUCUCUGUCCUGAAGAUCAGGGUAACUUAUCAGCAUCCCUCGAAGCUGCAGUAGAUGACUGCUCUGGAUCUCAGCACACCUUGAAAAAAGAUUUGCCUGGAGACCAAUUUCUUUCUGUUCCUUCGCACUUUACUUGGAACAAACCAAAACCUGGUCACACUCCCAUAUUUCGCACAUCUUCAUUGCCGCCUCUUGACUGGCCUUUACCAAGUCUUUAUGGACAGUGUGAACUGAAAAUAGAAGUCCAGCCUAAAACUCAUCACAGAGCUCACUAUGAAACAGAAGGAAGCAGAGGAGCAGUAAAAGCAUCUACUGGAGGACACCCUGUAGUGAAGCUCCUGGGCUACAGUGAGAAGCCAGUAAACCUACAAAUGUUCAUUGGAACAGCAGAUGAUCGCUACUUAAGACCUCAUGCGUUCUACCAGGUGCAUCGGAUCACUGGAAAAACAGUUGCGACAGCUAGUCAAGAGAUAAUCAUUGCCAGCACAAAGGUUCUGGAAAUACCACUCCUUCCUGAAAACAACAUGUCAGCCAGCAUUGAUUGUGCAGGUAUUUUGAAGCUUCGCAAUUCAGACAUAGAGCUCCGCAAAGGAGAGACCGAUAUCGGAAGAAAGAACACCAGAGUGCGGCUUGUGUUUCGUGUGCACGUCCCACAGCCCAGUGGAAAAGUCUUAUCUCUGCAGACUGCUUCCAUACCUGUGGAAUGCUCUCAGCGAUCUGCUCAAGAACUUCCUCAGAUUGAGAAGUACAGUAUCAGUAGUUGCUCAGUAAAUGGAGGCCAUGAAAUGGUGGUGACUGGAUCCAAUUUUCUUCCAGAAUCCAAGAUUAUAUUUUUUGAAAAAGGACAAGAUGGACGACCUCAGUGGGAGGUAGAAGGGAAAAUAAUUAGGGAGAAGUGUCAAGGGGCAAACAUCAUACUUGAAGUUCCUCCAUACCAUAACAAAACCAUUACAGCUGCAGUUCAGGUGCAGUUUUAUCUCUGUAAUGGCAAGAGGAAAAAAAGCCAGUCUCAACGUUUUACUUACACACCAGUUAUAAUGAAGCAAGAGCACAGAGAUGAGGUGGAUCUGUCUGCUGUUCCUUCCUUGGCCCUGCCUCACACAAGCAACAUCCAGGGCCUGCAUUCUAUCCGAUCUCAACUGCCUUCACCAGAGCAAGGGCAUCCACAUGACAGUUUACUAUCUACAUCACCUAGGAGCCUUGUGUGUCCAGUUCAGCCACCAUACACAGCAAUGGUGACCUCAGCAGUAUCCCACCUGCCACAUAUGCAAGGUAGAAACCUUAGUCCAAAUGAGGAGUGUCAUGUUUUGCCUCCUGCUGUGGUUCAGUCUUUUCAGGUAACAUCAGCACCUCCUGUGAGGCCUUCUUACCAGCCUAUGCAGUCUAAUGAUGUGUACAAUGGACAGUCUUGUCUUCCUAUGAACUCUGCCUCCAGUCAAGGGUUUGAUACUAUUUCAUUUCAGCAAGACACGGGUGUACCUCAUUUGAUAAACCUCAGCUGCCAAGCUCUACCACCAAUGCAGUUUCAUUCUUCUAAUUCAGGUUCUGUGACAACAUCAAGUACAGCAGGGCACCCACUGGCACAGCCAGCUCAUUCAGGACAGUCAUCUUCUCACCUGCCAUCGAUGGGAUACCACUGCCCAAGCACUGGGCAGAGCUCCAUCUCUUCUGCAAUGAGUCGGUCCCUUGGGCAGUCUUCUCCCCAGCUGCAGCAACUCCCAUACCAUUCCACCAAUCCAGCAUCUGCUUCAUCCCCAUCCCCAACAGCUUCCCACCCUUUGGUCCAUUCACCGCUGUCUGGGCCCUCCUCACCACAGCUUCAGCCCAUGCCUUACCAGUCUCCUAGCUCAGGACCUGCCUCAUCACCACCACCAGCCACGGCCAGUCAUUCGGGCCAGCACUCUCCUCAGGCACACAGCCCAGUGCUGGCCGCUCUCAACGCAGCACCGGCCCUUGUGCACCACACUGUGUGCGACUCAUCUCCCUUCUCACCAGAUGGGGCAGCUGUUAGCAUCAAACCAGAACCUGAAGAUCGAGAAUUGAAUUUCCAAACAAUAGGACUGCAGGACAUCACAUUAGAUGAUGACAGUUUUAUCUCUGACCUGGAAUACCAGCCAUCAGGUUCAACAGAGAAAUGGACUCAACAUUCAGCACUCAUGUCCAACUCCUAUGUGGAAAAUCUAGAGGUGAAUGAGAUCAUAGGAAGAGAUAUGUCACAGAUCUCAGUGUCACAUGGAACAGCAGUGGCCAGCCAGUCUGCACAUACGUGUCCUGGAUCUCUGGAGACAAGAAUAUCUGAUGGAAUCCAGUAAGGGAUAAGCUUACAACUGAAUAGCCAUGUACAUGUAACAGUUUCUCUGAAUAUUUCUUCAUCCUCUUCCUCUUUAGACUUAACUGUGCUUCCAACUCUGUGGCCUUUAUGAACUGGAACAGUGGAUCCUUGCAAAGCCCUUUUAGUGGGUUACAUUUUCGAUGUAGAGAAAGAGCAUUUUAAUUCUAGUUCCUCAGAUGCUGUAAAGAGACUUCCUGAAAUGGACACAAUCUACACCAGAUAUUUUAACUGUUUUAAAGUUACAAACAAGCUUUGCUUUUUUGCAUUUAAAUAGAAUCCUUUUAUAUUGUAAGUGCUUCAGAUGUGUGGAGAUGUUAGUUUGUUCUUAUAAUAUUCACAGUACUGAUUGUGGGAAAAGAUUUAAUACACAACUUCAGUGUCCUGUUUUCCUGUAGUCUAGUUUGUAACACCUUUUGGUCAUUUUGGAAAGCCUUUAAAGCUUCUAUUGUUUAAUUUUGUUUUUAAUAUGAUCUUCCAGUGGCAAAUCAUGCUUGUCAUCUCCAGCCAAUGCCAUGGAAGCCAUUGUGUAUACAAAUACUGUAGCGUUUUCUUAGAUUCAUAGGAAGCAAAGCCAAAUGUAGAUCUGCACUCGUUUAUAAACUGAAAAAUGUUACUUGAUAGGCUGCAAAAAGACCAUUCCAUCAUGAAAGUGUUGGGAUAGAAAUGACAUUCCAAAAUUUAACUUUUAUAACUUUGUGGAUAAUCUUCCUGUUCUUUCUUAGCACAGGCUCCUUCUUGAAAUAGCUUUUUCAUAGGAAGUUAUGUUUGUAAUCCAAUUUGAGCAGUAAGCUUUUAGAUUAAAGAACAGCAACAUCAAAGCCAUGUUAGAUACAGGAGAAACUUGUGGUAUUUGCUAAGGAUCUAAGUGUUCCUGUUAUCCCUGCAGAAUACAGUUUUGAAAUCACCAGUUCAGUGGCAAUCAAGUUUUCCAUGCAAUAACUCAUUUGAUCACUUCUCUUUUAUAUGCUGUAUGCCUGACCAUGCCACUUGGAGGUCCUGAAGAGAUGUCAGUUACAGUUCCUGAAAUUUAAGAUGUUCAUAAACAUCAGUUGACUAAAAAGGAAUUGGUUGUGAAUUAGUGAUGAGGAUGGAAUAUGGUGCUCAUGUUUAAUUGUAAAGGUGCAAAGCAGAAGCUACCAAAGAAACACACAAGAUGUACUCAAAGGAUGCAUUUCUCUUACCCACAUAAUCUGAUACAUUUGAAACAGCCUGUAUACAGGAAAAUAAACAAUGUCAGGCCUCUAUGAUUAGAAACCUAGGAGAGGAUCUGAAACUGCCUGCUUGGGCCAGAAACAUGUUCCUCCCCAAGAAGAUGUGGUCCUUUACAAAGCCUUCUGGUGUGGAGCACACAGAGUACAACAGUAAUGGCAGAGGAGGAUCAGAAGUUCACUCCAAACAUUGAAGAUGUUAGUUUUAGUUCCUCAUUUGGGUGAGCUAUGAUGCUCCAGUGAAAAUUAAGAGCAAAUACACUCAAAAAUUGUGAAAUCCAUAAAGUGUCUUUUCACUGGAAUUAAUUCAGUCAGUUAUAGGCUGUAAGGUGUAAGGCUUCACCCAGAAGGCAGACUGUGAAACAAAGACAGGAGCACAGGCCUCUUUCUAUAGGCAAUUACAAUAGACUCUGAAAAGUACAGAAAACAGUCUUAAAGAGGCUAUCAUGGCUUACUGAAUUAAUACCAGUAGGAGUGAACACAGAUUGUGAUGAUGUGUUUUUGCAGAGUUAUGGGGAAAACUUUCCAUUGAGCCUUUUGUAGGAAAAACAUUAGGUAAACAGAAGUCGGCAUCCAAGCCAAUACCGUUACAGUGGCCACAAUCACAUACUAUCAACAUCUGAAUCAUGGACUUUGAAAGACACUGUAAGUGAAACGGUUGCAGUGAGAACUCUGUAUCAUAUACUUCUCCUUUUGUGAGUGCAGCCUGAGAGUAUUAUCUUGAUGUUUCGUAACUACUGCAGAGAACUGAAUGCAAGGCCACCAUGUGCAUGCUGGGAAUCUGAAGCAUCCUUUUUGUGAAUGUAUUGGUCAACGGUGCAGAUCUUUAAACGUGCAGGAAAAAAAAAGUGUGAUACUGUAACUGCCCCACAGCAAUGGUGCUUCACUUUGUCCCCGACUCACUGACAUUAAAGAUCCAAGAAAAGGAUUCACAUGCUCAGAAAUACAUCUAGUAAAUCUUCUAACACUUCUAAAUAAAAAUAAAAAAAAAAAAAAUUAAAAAAACACCACAAACCAAACCCCCAAACCAGACAACACUCUCUGUAAAAUGUAAUUGUCUCAAGAGUGAGUGGUGUUGGCCAGGCAUGUUCCAGUUUUCAUUCACAUAUUGGGUCUUUUGCAUUAACCAUUGUUUAUAGGAGAAUUGUAACUGAAAAGCUUUUCAUAUUUUAUGGGAUUUCUGCUCCUUUAUCCUACUGGUACAGACUUCUCCUGGCAGGUUCUCCAAGUAGCUGGAAUUCACACUGUACCUAAAAGAUAGGAGCCCAAACAAUCCGGAAUUGCUAUGCACUAAAUUUUCUGAUGCCUUUAAAUACCUUGAUGCCUGUAGAGAUAGAGAUGCUUUCCUAUUUAAAAAUAAAAUAAAAAAAUAUAGCUUUGAUACUAAAGCAAUUUUGUAUUUGCCUUGUAAAAGCUUUAAUACAAGGGUCUUAAUUUCAUUGUAGCUUGUGUGAUAAUGUAGGUAAAGACUGUUAAUCUUGUGUAACAUUAGUGGUAUAAAAAGCACACAAUCUCUAUUGGACUAUGCAAAUUGAAUUCUACAACAGAUAUGUUGAUAAUUUGUCGGCAUCCGCUUCCUUGCCCUUAAGUCCUUUCUUCUCCCUAAAGUAGUUUUCCAAAACUGUGUAAUAAUGUAUAUUAUCCUGAAGGAAAGCCUUAAUGAUGAGGUAACUUUACUAUAAGGAGAGACAAAGAUGGUAAAAGCAAGAAAUUAAGUGGUGGUAUAUUAAUGCAAGGGGUAGGUGGAGUGGGGUGAUUUUUGAAAGUACCAGAAAGUGGCAAUCAGAAUUUCUGUAGAAAAACUGUCAUGUUAUCAGGGGAACUGCCAUCCUUUUGAAACCAAAGAAUGAAAAGAACUUGACAGAUUUGUUCUGAUAGAAAAACAAAGCUUUGAAACUCUAUUUUUGAUACUCAUAAUGGAUGUCAUUCCUUGAGCUUUCAAAAUUGUUCAAAUUGAAGUUUUAUAUUUAAAAAUGUGGGACAAUAAAGAAUAAGUUCUAGAUGUUUACAGAGCCUUGUAUUGUAAUUUCAUGUACAUUUUGUAUUUUAAACAGUUUUGUAAGUUAUGAUUGCAGUGCUACUUGCAGAAAUAAAGGGAAAAACAUGCAUUUAGGCUCAGAAAUCUUAGUGUUCAA